GUUGUUUUUACCUUGGUAAUUGUUUAAAUCAUACUGCCCUGUAUGGCCUGCUUUUAGUUUUCUUAUUCAUUGUGUGAGCAAGCUGCUACUUUUAGAUUCAUUAAACACAUUUUAUUUUGAUCUUAGUUUUUUCUUAUUCAAGAUUUUAUUGAACCUCUUAAAGUGUUGCAUGUUUCCUUUACUGAACGACUACUGUAUAGAAUUAUCUUCAAACUGACUACGGCCUUGUAGUUUAUCUCGUCAUUUUCCAUUAGGAAUUAAAAAAGGAAAUCCUACAAUCAUUGAGGUAAUUCAUAGACGGAAAUUUUUUUUGUUUUUUUUUUUUUUUUUUUUUUUUAUCGUUUAUUUGCAAUUGUCUCUUUUGACUCCAUCAUAUAGUCUAUCGCUUGCGUUUGUUCAAGUGUUGCUUCUUUCUUUCAUAAAAGCUUUGUAAAAGUGCUUUUUACCUUACUAUAACACAUAUAUUUAUUUUUACAUCUGUUUAUAGGAUUCUCAAGUUCAACAUGACUCAAAUUGCUCCUAUCGUUUUAGUCACUGGCAUCAACGGUUUUUUGGGAUCUCAUACAGUAGAAGCCUUACUAUCUCAUGGGUAUCGAGUUCGUGGGACCCAUCAGCAUUCCCAUGACCCCCAAUGUCUACUCAGAAACCGUCCUUCUUGGAAUGGUAAGGUAGAAAUGAUUCACAUUCCGGACCACCGAGUCCCAAAUGCAUACGAUGAAGUUAUUCAGGGUGUCGAUUAUGUAAUUCAUGUAGCUGCGGAAGUCCAUUCGAAUGGAGAAACUCCUGGUAUUGAUCCUCAUCACACUCUCGCUGUUAGUAUCAAGGGUACAGAAAAUGCUUUGAACGCAGCAUUGAAAGAGCCAAAGGUCAAGCGUUUUGUCUAUAUUUCAUCUGAUGCAGCAUUGAAAGGACCAAAAAAUUAUAAUGGAGAUGGCUAUGUGUUUACCGAAAAAGAUUGGAAUCCUUUAAGUUUGCAGGACGCCGAAGCUUCCAAUGAUGAAGGUUUAAAUUACACGGUAUGUAAAAAGCUUGGAGAGCAGACUGUACACAAAUUUCAAACUAUUCAUAAACCCCAUUUUCAAGUCAUUGCUUUGAAUCCUCCUCUCAUCCUAGGACCAGUCUUUCAUUUGGAAUCCGUGAAGCAUCUAAGUUUUUCAGCAUGGUUCUUUUGGCAGCUAAUUAACGGACGAUAUGAGAAUGCCCCCAAGACAGAAUUCUAUAACUAUGUGGAUGUGAGAGACUUGGCGAAAGCAGAAGUGCUUUCGCUCACUGCUGAUACCAAGGAACCUAGAGUCAUUAUAUGUGCCGGUGACCUAGACAAUGAUAAAAUCGUUAAUGCGAUUAUUACCCGAUUUCCUCAAUUUCAAGAAAAGAUUGCGAAACCCAAUGGACUCCCCUCCACCUGCGAUUAUCAAAUCGAUGCUUCACUAUCCAAGUCCGCUCUAGGCCUCCAGUAUCGUCCUCAUGAAGAAACGUUUUAUGAUACCGCUGAAUCUUUAUACCGUCUUUCUGGUUUUGUUGAAUAAUUUAAAUGCAUUAUUCCUCUACUAGAUUUUUUAUCUUAUCAUUCUGCUUUUUUUUCAUGAUCGUGGAAAUUUACUAAUUCAAUUUCAUUUACACGUAACAAACAUUAGCAAUCGUAUUCGUCG
Schizosaccharomyces octosporus yFS286 is the source of this 1649-nucleotide messenger RNA. RefSeq names its product flavonol reductase/cinnamoyl-CoA reductase family protein. Gene Ontology annotation, molecular function: oxidoreductase activity, acting on the CH-OH group of donors, NAD or NADP as acceptor. The record is from RefSeq and is a predicted model, not a curated record. Lineage: Eukaryota; Fungi; Ascomycota; Schizosaccharomycetes; Schizosaccharomycetales; Schizosaccharomycetaceae. Bases 504 to 1526 code for a protein of 340 amino acids. The transcript has a single exon.